Messenger RNA from Lolium perenne, 602 nucleotides. RefSeq names its product protein RADIALIS-like 4. Gene Ontology annotation, molecular function: DNA-binding transcription factor activity. NCBI's taxonomy places the organism in Eukaryota, Viridiplantae, Streptophyta, Magnoliopsida, Poales, Poaceae. The record is from RefSeq and is a predicted model, not a curated record.
UUGCUUUUUGCUCUAAUCAAUCUUGCAGGAGUAUAAAUAUGGAGCAAGCACUUGUUCUAUAUGCAAGGGACACACAAGGCAAAGAAACAAUCUAGCUAGCUCGAGCUUGAAUCUCAUCGUCAGACCAUGGCGACGCCGGAGUGGAGCAAGAGCGAGAACGAGAGGUUCGAGCGCGCUCUGGCCGUGUACGGCAACGACGCGCCUGGCUGCUGGGACCGCAUCGCCGCCGACGUGGGUGGCGGCAAGACUGCGGACGACGUGAAGCGGCACUACGACCAGCUCGUCGUCGACGUCCACGAUAUCGAAGCCGGCGGUGCACGCACCAACUCCAACCGCGGUGGCACCGCCGGCACCAGCAACGGAGGGGGGAAUAACGGCCGGCGGGGCCAGACAUGACCCGGAUGGAUCAUGCAUGCAUGGUGCAUGGUUGGUACAAGACAAUGACGUGAGCUCUAUCUUAAUCUAUGCGUGUGUAUGUGUGUGGACGUACGUAUGACACCUUCGCACGCGCGUGUGCGUGUUUUCUUGUCGGAUGUCUGUACAAUGCAGUGUACUGGGUGGUAAUGUGUAUUUGCUAUGUAUAUAUACGUCCGUACGUGGAC